UUUUUUUUUUCUCUUUGUUUCUCCUCAUCUCAUAUAUUUACCCCACAAAUGUUUCUUUGUAAUAAAAAUAAAAAACCUAUUUAUCGAAAAUUAGUUGUUGUUGGUGAUGGUAGUAUAGGAAAGUCUUCUAUUCUUAAUGUCUUUACAAAAGGUUUUUUCCCUCAGGUUUAUGAACCCACUGUAUUUGAAAACUAUGUACAUGAAAUGACAGUAGAUGGACAAACUUUAGAAUUAUCUUUAUUUGACACGGCUGGCCAAGAAGAAUUUGACCGAUUACGUUCCUUGUCCUACGCUGAUACUCAUGUAGUAAUGAUGUGUUACGCUGUGGAUAGUCUUGAUUCUUUGGAAAAUAUUCCUAAUCGUUGGAUGGAAGAAGUAUCUGAAUAUUGUCCUUAUGCAAAAUUAAUAUUAGUUGCUCUUAAAUGUGAUCUUCGUGAUGAUGAACAAGCUAUGAAAAAGAUGAAUGGUCGACCUGUGUUAUAUGAAGAAGGAUUGAAUGUGGCUCGAAGUAUCAAUGCAGUUCGUUAUCUUGAAUGUUCUGCCAAGCACAAUCGAGGAAUCCGAGAAGUAUUUGAACAAGCAGGUCGUGUCGCUCUAUCAGUCCAUUUAAAGACAAACAACGAUACCUCCUCUUCAUCUUGUAUUAUUUUGUAACAGUUAUCUAUAUUCUUCCCUUUGUCUUUUUCCCCUUCUCUUCCCUUUCCUCAUUCUUUCUUUCUUUUAUUUCUUUAGUUUACCCUACAGUAUCUUUUUUUUUAUAUAUACCAACUUACAUUAUCAUUAUGCCAAUACUACUAUUACUACUAUUACUUCUUUUUAUUGUUAUAUUAUUCUACAUAUUUACAUUCUUCAUUAUGCCAUAUAGUAAUAUUAAUAAAACAACAAAAAUUGAUUAUUUUUUUUUGCCAA
This is a messenger RNA of Halteromyces radiatus, 909 nucleotides long. Its product is annotated as GTP-binding protein Rho3. Lineage: Eukaryota; Fungi; Mucoromycota; Mucoromycetes; Mucorales; Cunninghamellaceae. Gene Ontology annotation, molecular function: GTPase activity; GTP binding. Gene Ontology annotation, biological process: small GTPase-mediated signal transduction. The record is from RefSeq and is a predicted model, not a curated record. Bases 49 to 654 code for a protein of 201 amino acids. The transcript is spliced from 6 exons.